UGCGCCCAGUAGCAUUUAGAGCGUUCAGUUGACAGGUUGUCAGGCCGCGUCUAUCUAUUCUGGAUCGUAUUCUAAUAAGAUGUUCUGCCGUUGCUUGCUCGUCGCAGUCGUCUGCUUGAUGGGCGCCCGCUCCGCACGAGCAGCCUACGGCGAUGACUGUGACACACCGAACGGGCAGCGGGGUCAGUGCAUGCCGUUCUCCUCCUGCUCGGACAUCGAGCAACGUCUCUUGGCGGCCCAGCAGAGCGGGCAGCGUGUGGCGCCCGAGUAUGCUAGCUAUUUGAAAAAGGCGUCCUGUGGCGAGAUCAAUGGAGUGCGACACUUCUGCUGUCCUUCGCCGGAGAUACAGCACAACUCCAAGGUCAUGGAGCUGUUUAAGAGCAACGGCUUCAACUGCGGCAACAUACUCAAUCAGCGCGUGGCCCAUGGCUACGAGGUGAAGCUGUCCUCCAGGCCCUGGAUGGCCCUGCUGCGUUACCACAGCCUGGGCGAAUCUCGUUUUCUGUGUGGCGGCACAAUCAUCGCCAACCGCUAUAUUUUGACUGCUGCCCAUUGCGUCUAUGGACUGGAGGAUCAGCUUUAUGAAAUUCGCUUGGGCGAGCAUCGUAUCUCCACGGACCGAGACUGCCGGCAGCAGGGACGCAAAGAGAAGUGCGCACCGCCUGUCAAGGAUCUGGGCAUUGAGAAGUUUAUCAUACAUGAGAAAUACGAUCCCAAGAGCAUCAUCAAUGACAUCGCCCUGCUGCGCCUGAAUGAGAGCGUUAGCUUUGACAAGCACAUUAAGCCCAUCUGCUUGCCCAUCAGCAAUGAACUGAAACAGCAGGCGGAAUCGCUGGUGGAUUACUUUGUCACUGGCUGGGGCACCACCGAGAACGGUUCUUCUUCGGAUGUGUUGCUGCAGGCCAAGGUGCCCAUUCAGUCCCGUUCGGUCUGCUCGCAGACCUACCGCCGCGAGGUGCCCCAUACUCAGCUCUGCGUGGGCGGCGGCGACUUGCAGGACUCGUGCAAAGGUGACUCUGGUGGCCCACUGCAGGCGCCUGCUCCCUACCUGGACGAGUACAAGGUGCGCAUGGUGGAGUUUGGCAUUGUGAGCAUGGGCGUGACAUCCUGCGGACAGAUCAGCCUGCCGGGCCUCUAUACCAAUGUCGCCGUCUAUGUGCAAUGGAUAACAGAUGUCAUGGCCACAAAUGGUCUAUAAAACAUAUGGAAUAAGCAUCUAAGCCAUUUAUAUACGUAAUAUGUAAGCUUCUUCUAUGUCUUGUUAUGUCCGUUAGACACUUCUUUG
Drosophila hydei is the source of this 1285-nucleotide messenger RNA. RefSeq names its product serine protease grass (gene grass). NCBI's taxonomy places the organism in Eukaryota, Metazoa, Arthropoda, Insecta, Diptera, Drosophilidae. Gene Ontology annotation, molecular function: serine-type endopeptidase activity. The transcript has 6 exons. The coding region runs from base 80 to 1198 and encodes 372 amino acids. The record is from RefSeq and is a predicted model, not a curated record. Gene Ontology annotation, biological process: proteolysis.